GUGCCCGCAACCGGGGCAGCCGUGCCUCCUUCUCCGCCGCUAUGGGCCGCGGGGCCGCCCCGCUCCGCCGUUUGCUGUUAUCGUUGCUACUUCUACCUACCGCGGGGACGGGCGGACGGGGAGCCGCCUUAACGGUGGGGGAACCGGAGACGGCGGAGGAGCUGAUGGAGUACCGCGACCCUUGCAAAGCCGCUGCCUUUUGGGGAGAUAUCGCUUUAGAUGAAGAUGAUCUGAAGCUGUUUCAAAUAGACAGAACUGUUGACUUAACGCAGCACUCAGAUGGAAACGCAAGACACACUUCAGGAGGCCUGGGAGAACAUUCUCUUGUGUCAAGUGAGAACGCCACUUCAACUGAUCGUAGUAACAAAGCAGUUAAAAAGGACGGCAGGCAGGACACAACGCUUGUGAGGGGACCGAAGAGGAAGGACUAUAAAGAUGAGUCUGGGAUGGAUACACACUCCUCUCCCAGAGUGCGCAGGGCAACCACAUCCAGGGCUGAAAGGAUCUGGCCAGGGGGUGUCAUCCCCUAUGUGAUCGGAGGAAAUUUCACUGGAACCCAAAGAGCUAUCUUUAAGCAAGCAAUGAGGCACUGGGAGAAGCACACUUGUGUGACAUUUGUGGAGAGAACUGAUGAAGAGAGUUUCAUUGUGUUCACAUACAGAACGUGUGGAUGUUGUUCAUACGUGGGUCGCCGAGGAGGGGGCCCUCAGGCUAUAUCCAUUGGAAAGAACUGUGACAAGUUUGGUAUUGUGGCUCAUGAGCUGGGUCACGUGGUGGGUUUCUGGCAUGAGCACACACGGCCUGACAGGGAUCAGCAUGUCACAAUCAUCAGAGAAAACAUACAGCAAGGUCAGGAGUACAACUUUUUAAAGAUGGAAGCUGGGGAAGUGAACUCACUGGGAGAGACCUAUGACUUCGACAGCAUCAUGCACUAUGCUAGGAAUACAUUCUCCAGCCUGGAGAUCUGCAUAAAACAUUUCACUGGCCACAGAGGUAUGUCCCUGCCAAAUGCCGAGUUCUUCUGUGAACUCCUGAAGAGGCUUGAAAACCUACUAGGGGUUUUCCUCGACACCAUCCUUCCCCGUCGUGAUGAUAACGGGGUCCGGCCAACUAUUGGUCAGCGUAUUCGCCUGAGUCAGGGGGACAUCGCUCAGGCGAGGAAGUUGUACAAAUGCCCAGCUUGUGGAGAGACCUUGCAGGACUCAACAGGGAAUUUCUCAGCCCCUGGCUUUCCAAAUGGCUACCCCUCCUAUUCCCACUGUGUCUGGAGGAUCUCGGUGACCCCAGGGGAGAAGAUUAUGUUAAACUUCACGUCAAUGGACCUAUUUAAAAGUCGCCUUUGCUGGUAUGAUUAUGUGGAGGUGCGUGAUGGCUACUGGAGGAAGGCUCCAUUACUGGGUAGAUUUUGUGGUGACAAGAUCCCUGAACCAGUAAUCUCCACGGACAGCAGGCUGUGGAUCGAGUUCCGGAGCAGCAGUAACAUCCUGGGCAAAGGCUUCUUUGUGGUCUAUGAAGCUAUUUGUGGUGGAGAAAUUCACAAAGAUGCUGGCCAGAUCCAAUCUCCCAACUACCCAGAUGACUACAGACCUUCCAAAGAGUGUAUCUGGAAGAUCACAGUUUCUGAGGGCUUUCACAUAGGUAUCACGUUCCAAGCCUUUGAGGUUGAAUGGCAUGACACAUGUUCUUAUGACUACCUGGAGAUCCGAGAUGGCCUCACUGAAUACAGCCCACUGAUUGGUCACUUCUGUGGCUAUGAGAAGCCAGAAGAUAUCAAAUCCAGUUCAAAUAAAGUAUGGAUGAAGUUUGCAUCUGAUGCAACCAUCAAUAAAGCAGGCUUUGCAGCAAAUUUCUUUAAAGAGAUGGAUGAAUGUUCUCUGCCAGACAAUGGUGGGUGUGAGCAGCACUGUGAGAACACACUGGGCAGUUACAAAUGCACCUGCGAGCCUGGCUAUGAGUUGACAGCUGAUAAAAAGAGCUGUGAAGCUGCCUGUGGGGGCUUCAUCACCAAGCUCAAUGGGACCAUUACUAGCCCUGGAUGGCCCAAGGAAUAUCCUACUAACAAAAACUGCGUCUGGCAGGUGGUAGCUCCAGCCCAGUACCGGAUCUCUCUGCAGUUCGAAGUGUUUGAGCUGGAAGGCAAUGAUGUCUGUAAAUAUGACUAUGUUGAGGUUCGUAGUGGAUUGGCUUCUGACUCCAAGCUGCAUGGCAAAUUCUGUGGCUCAGAGAAUCCCGAAGUAAUCACAUCGUAUGGCAACAACAUGAGACUGGAGUUCAAAUCAGACAACACAGUCUCCAAGAAAGGCUUUAAAGUUCAUUACUUCUCUGACAAGGAUGAAUGUUCCAAAGACAAUGGUGGUUGCCAGCACGAAUGUAUCAACACCUUUGGGAGCUACGUAUGCCAGUGCAGAAACGGCUUCAUGCUGCAUGAAAACAGCCAUGAUUGUAAAGAAGCUGGUUGUGAGCACAAGCUGAGUGGUGCGGAGGGAACGAUGAGCAGUCCAAACUGGCCUGACAAGUACCCCAGCCGGAAAGAGUGCACCUGGGACAUCUCUGCAACGCCUGGCCACCGAGUGAAAGUAACCUUCAAUGAGUUUGAGAUUGAACAGCACCAAGAAUGCGCCUAUGACCACUUGGAAGUGUAUGAUGGGCCCAACAGCAAGUCACCUAUCCUUGGCCGCUUCUGUGGCAGCAAGAAACCAGACCCUGUAGUGGCCUCUACCAACAAGAUGUUCCUCAGGUUUUACUCUGAUGCUUCUGUGCAAAGAAAAGGUUUCCAGGCAAAGCACAGCACAGAGUGUGGUGGGCUCUUAAAGGCUGAAGUACGAACUAAGGAGCUGUAUUCCCAUGCUCAGUUUGGGGACAACAACUACCCAGGUCAAGUGAACUGUGAAUGGGUGAUUGUAGCUGAAGAUGGUUACGGGGUGGAGCUGAUAUUCCAGACAUUUGAGAUUGAGGAGGAGGCCGACUGUGGGUACGACUACAUGGAGAUUUAUGAUGGUUACGACAGCACUGCACCCCGCCUGGGACGCUUCUGUGGCUCAGGGCCUCUGGAAGAAAUCUACUCUGCAGGGGAUUCCAUCAUGAUUCGAUUCCACACAGACGACACCAUCAACAAGAAAGGCUUUCAUGCCCGAUACAUAAGUACCAAAUUUCAGGAUGCAUUGCACAUGAGAAAAUAGUUUGACUACUCCUCACAGACAUUCCCAUCUGAAGAUUGAGACUUUUAACUGUGAUCUUUGUCUGCUUUUUUGGGGUUUUUUUUUGUUUUUUUUUUUUUAAGCUUCUGUGCACCUGGACAAAAGCAGUGUACAGUAUUUUCAGUAACUAAAACUAAAUCCAGUCUCAAAGGUUUGCCUCUGAAA
Harpia harpyja (harpy eagle) is the source of this 3362-nucleotide messenger RNA. RefSeq names its product tolloid like 2 (gene TLL2). The transcript has 22 exons. Gene Ontology annotation, molecular function: calcium ion binding; zinc ion binding; metalloendopeptidase activity. Bases 42 to 3179 code for a protein of 1045 amino acids. NCBI's taxonomy places the organism in Eukaryota, Metazoa, Chordata, Aves, Accipitriformes, Accipitridae. Gene Ontology annotation, biological process: proteolysis. The record is from RefSeq and is a predicted model, not a curated record.